This is a messenger RNA of Leucoraja erinaceus (little skate), 2956 nucleotides long. It is a transcript of the gene tmcc3, whose product is annotated as transmembrane and coiled-coil domain family 3. The transcript has 4 exons. The record is from RefSeq and is a predicted model, not a curated record. Bases 189 to 1595 code for a protein of 468 amino acids. Gene Ontology annotation, cellular component: endomembrane system. Lineage: Eukaryota; Metazoa; Chordata; Chondrichthyes; Rajiformes; Rajidae.
UUGAAAGGAGAGGUGUGCUGGAGAGAGAAAAAGGUUGCGAGGAAAACCUGGAGGGGGCGGAGAUGAAGGAGUGAGUCAAGUCGAGUGCCGGGCCAGUGGAAUUCGCUCGGCUCUCGGCGCCACCUUCCUGGCAGUGUCCUCUCUCUUAGAGCAGAACAGGUUCCCCCAGUUCACUUGGAGCCGGAGAUAUGAGCAGAGAGGAGAUCCAUAUGGAAAUGUGGCGAACCAGGAAGGCCGACCGCUCGGAUAUGAGCAACCUCGCUCUGCCAGGGAACAUGAGGCGGGGGGGCUCGGACACCAACCUGAACCUCAGCGUGACAGACGGGCUGCUGGAGCUGCAGAGCGACCGGCUGACGGCAGACAAGCUGAAGCAGAAGGUGCUGAAGGUGACGGAGCAGCUGCGGGUGGAGCAGGAGCAGCGGGAUGCCAACGUGACCGAGUACCUGAAGCUGGUGAGCAGCGCGGACAAGCAGCAGGCCCGCCGGGUCAAGCAGGUCUUCGAGAAGAAGAACCAGAAGUCGGCCCACAGCAUCGCCCAGCUGCAGAAGAAGUUCGACCACUACCACCGCAAGCUGAAGGAGGCCGAGCUGAACGGGGUGCGGCACUCCAAGGAGGGUCUGCGGGGCUCGCAGCAGAACGUGAGGGAGGUGAGCGGCAGCACGGCGAGGCUGGCGGCGGCUCCGAGCGUGGAGGGCGGCCGCGGGCUCCCGGGGGUCACCCUAACCCCGCCGGCCUUUGUCUUCAACAAACCGCGGGAGCUCGCCAACCUGAUCCGCAACAAGUUCGGCAGCGCCGACAACAUCGCCCAGCUGAAGAACUCCAUGGAGGACUUUCAGCGGGACGCCGGCCACCGGGCACUGAGUGGCAGCGCGGUACUGGUGUCCAAGGCCAAGUAUGCCAGCGACGACGAGGCCUCCAGCCCCAGCGUCUCCGGAGACAGCAACGGCAACUCCGACUUUGGCGUCAAAGACACGGCCAGCCCAAAGUCCAGCUCCCUGGAGAGGGAGCACAGCAAGCUGCCCGCAGUCCUAGAGGAACUCCGCGAAAUGAAAGAAGCACAGUCACAGCUGGCAGCGGACAUCCAAAACUUAAAGGCUCAGUUUAACAGAGACUAUGGCAUCGUCACACAAUCACUGCAGGAGGAACACUACAGGUUGGCAUGUUUGGAAGAUCAGUUAAAUGACCUCUCUGAGCUUCAUCAACAUGAGACGAUGGAUCUAAAGCAAGAGCUGGCAAGCAUUGAGGAGAAAGUAGCCUACCAGUCGUACGAGAGGGCACGUGACAUACAGGAAGCGCUUGAAUCGUGCCAGACACGCCUCGCCACCUUGGAGUUACAUCAGCAGCAGCAGCAAGUGGUGCAGAGCGAAAAUGCCAAUGCCAAGGUGCUGCUGGGCAAAUGUAUCAACGUCCUUUUGGCCAUCAUGACUGUCAUCCUUGUCUGCGUCUCCACAGUCGCCAAGUUCAGCAUUCCUCUCAUGAAGAGCCGUUUGCACAUCAUGUGUACAAUCUGCGCAGUGAUGCUCAUUUUCAUCUGUUGGAAGAAAUGGGAUCAGCUUCAGUAUCUGACAGAGCAUAUUUUUAUAUAUCCGUUAUGAUGUCGUUCUUGUCAGGCUGAUAUUAUUUUCAAAUGGAAAAAUUCUAUGAUAAAUGAAUUUAUAAAAUUACUUGCAUAGGACGGAACUGCAGAUGCUGGUUUAAACCGAGGAUAGACACAAAAAGCUGGAGUAGCUCAGCCGGACAAGCAGCAUCUCUGGAGAAAAGGAAUUCCUUUUGCUGUCUGACCAGCUGAGUUAUAAAAUUACUUCCACCUUGUAUACCAACAUAAAACGGGAGUUUGUCAAUUUGUCCAAUAAAUUAUUUUGUUGCAAAAUCAUCUGCAUCUUCUUUUGCUGCUACAGUCCAGAGCCAUUACCCAUUGUUUUCAAUAGACUUUAUGAUGCGUGUCAUUCCUUGCAUGAGAUGAUUUUUUGAACAGAAUACUGAUGAAGGGAUCACUUUUUUUGAUUACAUAUUAUUUUAUAGACCACUUGGAAAACAGCAAGACAGAAUAAGAAGAGUGGAACAAGAAAGUCGUAUUUUGUUUCAUUGAAUACCUUCAUCUUAUGUCUACCUAAAAUCUGCUCUUGAAGAGAGAGAGACAACUGAAGGGCAAAUCUCUCCAAAGUACAGAUUGUGGAAAGUUCACACGAUGACUGUCUUUCUGUUGGACUCUGUGCUACUGAACACUUCCACCAUGCUACUUGGUGUGAAAGAUUUAUCAAUCAGGAUUGGAUUAACUUUCUAUUAAACCAGUCCUGAAAAAUGAACACUUUAAUGCCAUCUCUGAGGUAAAUGUUACCAGCCAAUGUUCUUAUUCCAAUUUUUAACUGUGGACCUCCCUGGAGUUCAUUUCUAUGAUCCAGGUGUAUGUUAAAUGUUGGUCGUAUGUAAUUAUUUUGAAAGAGAACAAUUUUAAACACUGUAGUACUGUAUAGUCAUCUUUUCAAAUCUCAACACGAGAUACAUUUACCACGGGUCUUAAAGAAUUUAUCUCAUAUUUAUGAGUUUAAAUGUAUGUAUAUUUAUGUAGGGGGAAACGUGCAAUCAAUCUCUCACCAGAGGUGCUUAGGACCAGGGCUGUUAUACUGCUGAAAUGCAACCAUAACUAAUACAAGUACAAUAGGUCACAUUUAACCAUGGGUUUCAAUUUGUCCAGGCAUUACUGAUGAAGAACGCUAUACCUUUUUGGGAGAUAUUUUACAGGGUUUUUAACUAUUAAUGUAAAACGUGACCACAAAGAGGCCAAGGUUGGGGAUAGUGCAAAAAGGUUUGUUAUAUGAGCCAUCUUUUGAGAUUCCACACAGACUACACAAUGAUCCUGUUAGUCCUAUCACUUGAUUUAUAAUGAGAUUUGUAUUAAACUUGUUAUGUGAUACCUGUUUGCUGUGUACUAAAAUCCACUGGUGACUCAGAUAAA